GCCCUCACUCUCCCCGCCCGGCCUGGUGUUGUCUUUUGCUGAUCUCUACCCCAUGCCUGCUUCAAUUCCCUGGCGGUGUUGAUUCUCCUUGCGCGACCAUUUCCUACCUGUGUUUGCGUCUUUCCCGUGUCUUCUUUUUCCUCUCGGCAACACCAACGUUCCAGAAAAGCCGCACCUGCGUCCUUGAUCAUCAUCACCACCUCCUCAGGUUCCGACCACCACCACCAGCGUCAUCUGACGACACCUCCCGGCUCUUCCGUGUCGACCACAAACCACAGCCUCGCUCACCAUGUCUGAGGAAGGAGGUGGCCACUCUGGCCCUGGCGCGGCUUCCGCCCCCGCCAAUGGCAAUGCUCACGCUUCUGCUGCGGUGCAAGCCGACCAGCCAUCGCAGAUCAACACCCAGAAGCCAAAGGAGGUCACCUACGACCUCAACGAGGAGGACUUCCCAACCUCACCCCAGGGCACUCAGACCCCGAACCCGUUCAGCCGCCGCCAGACAAGCAUCGACCUCGACGACUACUUUGCCGGUCCUCGUGAUAUCUCGAAGCACUCCAAGUGGCCUCUGUUCAUGCAGCUCCACGGAAGCAUCAUCCCCAAGCUCAUCCUCCCGAUCGCCUUCAUCGGUCUCUGGGCCACUUGCAUCACCCUCAUCCACAAAAAGGUCCCCUACGUCAAUCUCGGAAUCUCCAACGUCCUCCUCACUGUCACCGGUUUCGUUGUCGGUCUCGGUCUCUCUUUCCGCAGCUCCACCGCUUAUGAGCGUUAUGCCGAGGGUCGCCGCUAUUGGGGUACCCUCACCCUGACCUGCCACAGCCUUGCGCGCGUUAUUUGGAUUCACGGCAAAGAACGUCCCGAUUGCACCAAGGAGGACGUGCUCUCGAAGCUCACCGCAAUGAACCUUCUUGUUGCCUUCGCCGUCUCGCUCAAGCACAAGCUGCGUUUCGAGCCUUACAUUCACUACCACGAUCUGAAGGACCUCGUUGAGCACCUGGACACUUUUGCCGAGCAGGCCACGAACGAGAAGCUCGACCUUGUUAGGAAGAAGGGCAUGUUCAAGCAGGUUGGCGAGAGCCUUGGCAUCACAUUUGCCCAGUCCAACCCGCGCAAGGAGAUGAAGAAGGCCACGAGCCCGCUCGGCAACCUGCCGCUCGAGAUCCUAUGCUAUCUCAGUGCAUACGUCGACUCGCUCGUCGAGAACGGCCAACUGACCGUUCCCAUGCAGCAGACCACAGCCUACAACGCUCUUGCUUCGUUGAACGACGUCCUGACUGGCUGUGAUCGUGUACUCAACACCCCUCUGCCCAUCGCCUACGCCAUUGCCAUCCAGCAGAUCACCUGGCUCUACGUCAUGCUAUUGCCCUUCCAGCUGCUCCCUGGCCUCGAGUGGAUCACCAUCCCUGCCACGAUUGCCGCCUCUGCCAUUAUCCUGUCCAUCCUCUUCAUCGGCCGCGAGAUUGAGAACCCGUUCGGCAACGAUGUCAACGACUUGCCGCUCGAGGCGUUCUGUGCUCAGAUCAUGGAGGACUUUGAGGUCAUGGCCGCUCGCCCGAAGCCCGUCUGGGCCGACAUUGUCAAGCACCCCCAGAACAAGGUCCUCUUCCCGCACAGCAACUCGUCCUACGAGGUCUGGGCCAGCCGCCCCGAGGGCGCUCUUCGCCGCACCCUGCGCAACCGCCCACAUAACGCGUUUGGCGGCACGCCUGGAUGUGCGAACACCACCGCGGAGGGCAGCCUGAACGGCGAGCAGAAGGUGCACUCUGAGAACAACGUCUAAGCGACGAAAGAGGAGCCCAAGGUGAAGAUUGAGAGAAAAUCUGCUUCCAACAAAGGAAGCACGAUGUGUACAUAACAGACUGUGAAACUUGUUGGGGGCAUUACUGGAGCAUUGCAGGAUACAACGGCAUCAUAAAAAAGGAAUGGAAGUAUCGCGGAAGCUUGCCUGCUGAGAUGACCACUUUGCCCUCAAGAGUCUUCUGGCGAAACCGAGAGGCCGAGGACCCAGCCAGUCGCAAUCUGGGCUCAUCCAGCGACUACUUCCACCACACAGAGUUUUGCGUUUGGCUUUUCAGGGUUAAUUUAUUUUCUUCACUUCCAUAAUUUGACAAUUCCACACACCACUACUACAUCGGGCAAC
Messenger RNA from Microdochium trichocladiopsis, 2137 nucleotides. RefSeq names its product Bestrophin, RFP-TM, chloride channel-domain-containing protein. The record is from RefSeq and is a predicted model, not a curated record. NCBI's taxonomy places the organism in Eukaryota, Fungi, Ascomycota, Sordariomycetes, Xylariales, Microdochiaceae. Bases 290 to 1777 code for a protein of 495 amino acids. Gene Ontology annotation, molecular function: chloride channel activity. The transcript is spliced from 4 exons.